Medioppia subpectinata is the source of this 1341-nucleotide messenger RNA. Lineage: Eukaryota; Metazoa; Arthropoda; Arachnida; Sarcoptiformes; Oppiidae. The record is from the annotation of a GenBank genome assembly.
CAUCAAAUGCAAAUAACAUAAAAUCGCCCACUUCAAUAACUUAUUUACUGUAUUAUGAAUUCUAAGUUUCUUAAUUGUAAUAAAUUAGUUUAAAAAAUAAUACAUGACUGUUAAGUUAAACUAGUGCCAACAAAUUGUUAAACAAGCUAUUUGAUAUAAUUCAACAUGAAUACUACCGUCACACCUGGUCAGCCGACGCCCAUACAAGACAAACGGUUCCGGUACUCAAAAUGGUCGCUCUACUCGUGGUGCGGUAUAUCACUGGUGGUGACCAUAAUCCUUAUGGCAAUAAUGAUACCAUUUUAUAACGGCAUCAUCAACGACUCUAUAUUAUAUUAUCAGUGGUAUAUCGAUGAUGCUAAAUCGGGCAGGGCCAUUAUUAUAACCGUUGGAGUACUCUGUAUAUUAGCUCAAGGUGUGGGAGUUUACGGCGGAUAUAAAGAGCACAUGAAAAUAUGUAUGGCAUACGGGGCCGUAUCGGUGGUGUUGACCAUCAUAUCGCUUGUCGGUGCUAUAAUAACGGGAGGGGCGGGCUUUUGGUGGCUAAUGAUACAGUUCGCCAUAUGCGCGAGUGUGGCAUUUCAAUUCACCAGGGAGAUACGCCGGGCCAACUGGAAUACGGCUGUUGGCGCCCAACAAACCGUGUAUAUGAAUAAUGGCCUUCAGCCCAAUGUGGUGUAUCCAAUGCCCGGCCCUCAGCCAGCGUACGCUAUGCCCAAUCAAACCGUGCAGCACACUUCCGGUGCCGUUUAUAUAACACCAACACUGACGGCGCCCAAUCAGUCAGGCCAAGUAGUUAUGGGGAGUCCGACGUACGCCCCCUCACACGUGGUAGCGUUCCCGACGCCCGGCGCUGCAUAUGCAGGCCCGACAUCGAUGCCACCCAAUUAUACUGAGUCACAGGAAGAUAUUAGGGGAGCAACCGCCGGGUCUUUGAUUGACCGCGCCGUUCCUAUUUUUUGGUUCCCAAUCCAGUUCGCUAUCUGCGCGGGCAUUGGCUUUCAAUUCAGCCGUGAGAUACGCCGGUGCGAUAAAAGCGCACCCAUUGUUGCACAACAGUUUGUAAAUAGGAAUAAUAGACUGCAACCCAAUGUUGUGCAUCAAAUGCCUGGCGCUGCACUCACUCCAGCAACGCAACAGAUGCCCGGAGUAAUGUACAUACAGCCAACAUUUAUAUUGCCCGACCAGUCAGGACAAGUAGAUGUGAACAGUCUCCCAUACAUCACUCAAUUUGAUCACGUGACAGCGUACCGGACACCCGAGUCAUCACAUGCAGGGCCGACACCAGCGCUUCCCACUUAUGCUGAGUCCCAGCAAAAUACUAACGAUUCAAACCGGUAG